Molecule: messenger RNA, 2749 nt
Organism: Diachasma alloeum
Lineage: Eukaryota; Metazoa; Arthropoda; Insecta; Hymenoptera; Braconidae
Product: frizzled-4
Exons: 6
Coding region: 36-1910 (624 amino acids)
Biological process (GO): canonical Wnt signaling pathway; non-canonical Wnt signaling pathway
Cellular component (GO): plasma membrane
Molecular function (GO): Wnt receptor activity; Wnt-protein binding
Source: RefSeq, a predicted model, not a curated record
UGCGUGCCGCGAAUUACAGUGAGGUUUAUUUUUCCAUGGAGAAGGUGCUGAAGAUUGCCAACAUGUGGUGGCUAUUGUUGUUGAUGCUUGUGCGGACCAUAUCGUGCGCUCAUGGUGCUUGUGAACCCAUUAGGAUUGAAAUGUGCAGGGGAUUGGGGUACAAUGUCACUACUAUGCCCAAUCUUGUUGGGCAUGAGAUACAGGGGGAUGCGGAUUUUACCCUGCAGACCUUCAGUCCGCUUAUUCAAUACGGAUGCAGCGCUCAACUCCACUUGUUCCUCUGCUCCGUGUACGCCCCGAUGUGCACGGAGAAGGUGUCAUCGCCAAUUGGGCCGUGUCGAGGUCUUUGCGAGCAAGUGCGGGCUCGAUGUUACCCGGUUCUCCAGGGAUUUGGAUUUCCCUGGCCGGCGGCCCUCAACUGCUCCAAAUUUCCGCCCAAGAACAAUCACCAGCACAUGUGCAUGGAGGGUCCUGGGGAGCCGGGUCCGGUGAACCCCAUUCAGGCUGUCGGAGCUGGCAACGGCCCCUGGGGCUGCUCCUGGUACGCUAAUUCCGGUAAAUACGUCUUCCUCAAUCGAUCCGGGAGAUGUGCAGCUGCCUGUGAUGCCGAUAUCCUCUGGAGUCAGAGGGAGAAACGACAGUCUGAAGUGUGGAUGGCUGCAUUCACCACUAUUUGUCUCAUAUCCGUUGCUGUGGCGGUUUUUGCUCUAUUGAAACCCAGGAAACAGAGGACCGCGAUGACUAUUGGUGAGAAUGCAAUGGCAUUCUUAACCCUGUGCCACACAGCCGUGUCAAUCGGCUACGUAAUACGUCUGGCAGCAGGUAGAUACGCAGUGGCAUGCACCCCCUCGAUAGCCCUCCACCCUCAGGAUCAGGUGGUGAUAGCUCAACAACAGCAGCAAUACCUCACUCAGGACGGUCUUGCCAAUCCCUACUGUGCCAUUGUCUUCCUUCUCCUGUACUAUUUCGGCAACGCUGCCAGCGCAUGGUGGGUGGUACUCUGCACCUGGUGGUGCAUAGCAGCUCGGCGAUGGAUUCGUUCCUCAGCCACUGCUGCACUGAAAGAGGAAGGCUUUGGGCUUCAACAGGGCUUCUCAACCGUGGGAGCUGUCGUUGCUUGGGGCUUUCCUGCUGCUCACACCAUCGCUGUACUCGUUACGCGCGAUGUUGAUGCUGAUGAACUAACAGGAAGCUGCUUCGUGGGCCAACAAAAUUCCCGUUCCCUCCUGCUCCUGGUGCUCACCCCCCAGUUACUCUACCUAUCAAUCGGUUCAGCAUUCCUCCUCUCAGGACUGGCGAGCCUCCUCCUCCCUCGCCCCCCAGUGAGUCCACCGGCCCCCUCAGCCGUCCACACGAAUCCCCUGAUGAGACAACGAGAGGCGAAAUCCCCGGCGGAGGUGCAUCGCAGGCAGAAGUCCCUCCUCACACGACUCGGAAUAUUCUCCUGCAUCUAUGCAGUCGUGAUGAUGUGCACGACCAGUGUAAUUCUUUACGAAUGGUGGGGACGUGACUCGUGGCUGAGGGCACCAGAGCCCUCCAGCACUCCCCGAAUGCCAUCUCGACCGCAGCUGCAAUUUUUCAUUCUCAAGAUCAUUGUUUCGUUGAGCGGUGGGGCGGCCGCUGCUGCCUGGAUCUGGUGGCCAAGUCUCCUCAGUAUCUGGCGGAAAAUGCCACCCUGGAAGCAACCACCGCACAAAUGCCAUUCCCAUGCUGUACCUGUUAUGCAUUGCUACAGUCCAACAUCAACUAGCUCCGCGAAUCAUCAGAUUCAUCAUUUGAGCCAUCUGGCACCUCCCCAGCAUCAUCUGCUUCAUCAGCAUGCGGUCAGUGUCGGGGGGAUGCCUCACAGGGGGCACAAGAAGUACAGAAAGCACAGGAAAUAUCACAGUGGCAGCGAAACCCAAGUCUGACUCGAUGGGACACGUAUGGACGAGUCGUAGGAGCCAAUCCUCGAUAUCUCGGGAUCCAACGAAGCGAUUUGCAUCUGUCGGUGCUCGUUUUGAAGACUGAAAAAUUAUCUUCAAAAUGAAAAAAAAAUCGGCAAUUUUCACUCUGCCGAUCUCGAGCUAUUGACGAUUGAAAUUGUGCAUUUUAUCUGGGCUCUCAAUUUCAUUAGAAUUUCGAACAUUUUUUGUUUAGAUAUUGACUCAGUUCGAAAAUUUCACUGAAAUUUCAAUGGAAUAUUGUUUGAAAAAUAGACACUUGAGUAGGACUUCUCCAUACGUGUGAGGAUGAAUCUAAAGAAUAUCGACUAUUUAUUUCAAGAAAAGGGAAAACCGUUUUGAUGUUAAACAUCAGGUUCACUAAAUUGUAAAUAAUUAUUAAGACUCCCUUCAUUAUCAUUAUCUGCAUAAGAUGUUGACUGCCUUCACCGUCUACUUAAUUAUUUAAGAGUUAUUCGAGGAUGUACAUACCCAUUUUAUCACUGAGACAAGAAGAAAAAGAUGAUUUAUAGUGCAAAAUGUUUCGUUUUUUGAUGGUUCGAGGGCUGAAAUUGUUCUUUCAAUGUUUUGUUUUUCUGUUGAAUUCCGUAAAUUUUGUUCUUUGUGAGACUCUAUUGACGAUAGAGGUAAUUAUAGUUCCAUAAGUACUUGAAAACUGCCGAGAAUUUAAUUUAGUUAUUACUGUAAUUAAUAACAACGUGCAGGCAGUUCCAGGAAAGAACGUCUUUGUGAUAAAAAUCUCAUUUACUGUAGACCAUAACUGCUAGAUACGCAUUAAUGAUUUUAAAUCAUUCACUGAUUAUAAA